Messenger RNA from Psylliodes chrysocephalus, 633 nucleotides. The record is from the annotation of a GenBank genome assembly. Lineage: Eukaryota; Metazoa; Arthropoda; Insecta; Coleoptera; Chrysomelidae.
AUGAUUCCAAAUGCAGAAAAUACUGCCUCUACCAAAGCUGAUGAGGAGACAGCACAUAAAAAUGGUUUCAAGAAAGGAAUUUUUGCAACUUCUGGAAUAUUCUGUUGUAAAACUUACCACUCCGUCCAAGAAUUUGAAGACAUUAAACAUCUAACAGAUUCAUCAUUUAGUCUAUUCCUUCGUUUGGUAAUUGUUAGAGAAGCUCUUGAAAAAAUCCUCUCUAUUAAUGCCGAUGUAGCAGAAAAAGUCCAAAAAAGAUCUCAAGUUAGUGAAAUUUGGCCUUAUAACCCUUUCAUAUCUAGCCAGGAUGAUUUCCUCCCAUCCGCAAUUCCCUCAACCAAUCUAGUAACUGGUGAUAUUGAGGAAGUUAGCAUUCAAGAUUUAAAUGUUUAUACAUCUGAUAAUGUAGGCCAGCUUCAAAAUGUCAGAGAAAGCGAUGUUAUUAAUUUAGGAGCAAGUAGCUCUAAAGCAUCUACUGAUGUUGGUCAGUCAUAUUUCUGCAAGAGCGAUGCUAAUAAUUUUGUAGCAAGCUCAUCCAAAGCUCCUGGCCAGAAACCUAAAAGAUAUGUUCAAUUUAAAGAAUUAUCACCAAUAGUUAAUAUUAAGAAACAAUACACUGGAUUUGCUUCUUAA